Molecule: messenger RNA, 4083 nt
Organism: Daphnia pulex (common water flea)
Lineage: Eukaryota; Metazoa; Arthropoda; Branchiopoda; Diplostraca; Daphniidae
Exons: 5
Coding region: 936-3584 (882 amino acids)
Molecular function (GO): protein binding
Source: RefSeq, a predicted model, not a curated record
CUCCAACGGUUAUUUGGCAAAAAAAGCCAUUGGCCAGCAUUAUUUCGACGUGCCCUAGCGAGCGGUGCCGAGCGUUUGGUCUGGCACACGUCGGGACGUAUUAAAACGUCACCCAACCGGAGAGAGAGAGAAACAGAUGGAGGGAAAUGUUAUAAUAGCCCAACACACGCACACACACACUCUGUAAAUCAAUGACCAGUUGAAGCUCGUCUCAGCGAGCCCGGGGGGUGAUUAUGAUCUAUGGAAGCCAGUGCCAGUCGUCGACACCCUUCCUUCCAGCGGACAACCAUGUUGUGUAGCCCAGUCGGUAGUACUACGCCUUCGAUAAUCACAUUAUGGAGCAGCGGCGGCAGCGGUGGCGGUGGCGGCGGCCAGUCUGUUGCUGCUACUAGGCAGAGAUAAAAAGAACGAAAGAAGAAGAACAUGGGAGAAUCAUUAUUAUGGAUUAUCGACUCUUGUACCGUACGCUCUAGCGCGCCCAGCUAUCUGUAUACUAGCAGUCUAGUAGUCAUGGAAGGCAGGUAGUGUGUAUAUAGCGGCAGCCCGCAAGUGCUCCUACUACGACUGUGUAUGUGUGGCAAAAGAAGAAGCGGUUCCCUCCGUUUCUUCUUUUUUGGGCGUCAGGAACCAGUUGCCCUGCGCAUCCGCCGGGAGAAAACGGCGGAAAAGAAACGGUGGGGGGGGCCUGAAAGUGGGGUGGAAGAGCUAUUGGUGACACUGGGUGGUGUCCCACCCGACUGGCAAGUUGACGGACACCACCUCUCUACUAGUACUAGUACUUGUCUGUCCUUUGGACCGAACAAACACAUCUCUCAUCGUGUGUGCUCUCUCUCUCUACAGCGGUUGAGGAACGUUUUUGUAACUUUUCUCUCGUGUGCAACCACUGCAGAACGGAGCGUCUACUUUCUAUAGGAAUUCCAUCACAGCGAAAUGACAUGCUGGAAUCGAAGCUUGCCCGGAAGAUGAGAUUCCAUUGCGGAAUUAUUAACACAAGCCUUGUCGUUUUCGUUGUCAUCAUCAUCUUUCAUCUAGCCGGCCCGACCACCGCGUCAGCAACUACUCUAACCGAGCCGGCCAAUACUUGUCUCAAGCCGUGCGUCUGCAAAUGGAAGGGCGGAAAGGAGAGCGUUUCUUGCCACCAGGCCGGCUGGACGGAAAUCCCAUCCAGCGGAUUGGAGAGCACCAUUCAGGUGCUGGACUUGAGUGGUAAUCCGCUCUCGCAGCUGGCGGCCAACGAAUUCCGCCAACUGGGACUGACUCAUCUCCAGCGGGUCAUUCUGCAACGUUGCGCUCUUCGGCACAUUGACGGAACGGCUUUCUACGGAUUAACCAAUUUGGUCGAAUUGGAUCUCAGCCACAACGUCUUGUCGUCCAUCCCGACCCAGGCCUUCCAGUUCUUCCCCGAACUGCGCGAGCUCAAACUCAACGGCAACCCGCUCCUCCGAUUGGCCGGACAGACCUUCGCUUUGGCCACCAAAUUGAUCCGUCUCGAGAUCGCCAAUUGCCAACUCAAUCACAUCGAUCAGAAAGCGUUUCACGGUUUAGAGCUUCUCGAAUGGCUGCGGCUGGACGGCAACUUGAUUGAAGUGCUUCCAACCGCCACGCUGGGCCCGUUGCGCACCCUGAGGGGCAUCGAUCUCCAUCACAACCCUUGGAACUGCACUUGUCCACUCCGGCCACUCCGGUCAUGGCUGGCCGCCCGCAACAUGCCCUUCUCCGUUCCGCCUCUUUGUCUCUCGCCGCAACGACUGCGGGGGCAAUCGUGGAACCGGAUGCCCCUGGAGGAACUCGCCUGUCCGCCCAGAAUUCAUCCGGCGGAUUCGUUAGUGCAGGUCAUGGUCGGACAGGUGGCCAACCUCACUUGCCACGUCCAGAGCAAUCCGGAAGCUUCCGUCUUGUGGUUCUUUGCCGAGCGCUUGAUUGUCAACUUGACGACGCCGGAAGAGACUCCGCCACCGACUGCAGUCACGUCCAGCACAUCCAACGCCAACGUCAACCAGAUCUACUAUCUCCGCGAGAUCAGCGACAGGAUCGACAGGACGGACAAGACGAGCACUUUGGUCCUGGCCACCGCCAGGGAGCAGGAUUCCGGAUUCUACGUUUGCCAGGCCACCAACCGGGCCGAGAGAGUGUCGGCCAACAUCACCUUGCUGGUCAAAUCCAACGGCAUCGACUUGGCAGCCGGCCAACUGAGUCGCGGACUCACGGCCGGCCUCAUUCUGGCCAUUUUCGGUAUGUUGAUCUUGGUCCUGUUGAUCUGCUGUUUGUGUUCGCUGAAACGGGCCCGGAUGCACGCGAGUUUGCGCCACAGGCGGCCUUCCAUGGUCAUGGGAGUGGCCUCCAUGAACGGGCAGAACUCUGGCAGCAUGUUCGACAAGCUGGAUCAGAUGGAUAACUUCCUCCGGCGCCAGUCUACCGCCUCGGACAAUUACAAGAGCCAUCAGAACGGAUUCGCGUUCAAAUCCGGCACGAUGGACAGCAGCGCCAUGGAGAACGGGACCGGAUCGUCGUACGAGCCCAAAGUGGAGACGCGAUUAUUCCAGGAUAAGCAGUGGCUGGUGAACAAUCAGCCGGCCAAACCCUCGCCCGAGAUUAAGCUGCCGACCAACGAUGCGGAAGUGAUGACGGAGCCGAUGAUGGUCGAUGGCCAGCACCGACAAAUCGCCAUGUACCAAAACAAAGUCAAAUUCAAUGCGGAUGCCGAGAAUCAACAGUCGACUCGCCGCUCUUCCAUCCUCAAGGCGGACAAGGCGACAACAUCUCCGAGUCCGUCACGCAAUUAUCCGGAUCUGGUGGACUUUUUGCCCGAGGGCGACUAUUCGCCCGGCUCCAGUGACUUGACGUCCAAUCAGGAGGACAUGGAAUUGAUCCAGCUGAAACGGGAAACGCCGCCCAUCUUCCCGACUUCGCGCUUCCACUUUCACCACCGACACGAGCCGGCCUUCCCUCCAGCAGCUGGGCGGAGGGCCAUCCUGGCGUCUUCGUCGGGCCCUUGCGCUCAUCGACGGCGACUGUCCGACUGGGAACUGAACGAUCUGGACGACGACCUGCAACAGGAGCCCUCGCCGGCCACCAUCUUCUACCCGGCCCAGCACGUCGUCCAGCCUUCGUCGGGCAGGGACAGUUUCGACUCUGAGCUGGACGGCGGUGGCCAAAUGGAGUUGAUCCGCCGUCACAAUUCCGAGGAAGUCUUUGACGAGGACUUUCACCGCCGCUACGCCUACCACACGGGCCAGCUGAAUCGGUUCCUGUUCGAGUACCGUGCCCUGCAGAAGCGGCUGGCCCAAAUGCAGGACACGUGGGGCCGAUGCCUUGACGACGAGUCCAUCGAUAGCCGGCCCACGGUCCGCCACCAACAGCAUCUCCGCCAGCAGUCCCAGCCUCAUCAUCAUCAUCUUUCGAAUCUCCCGCACGUCCAUCAACGGCCUCUGCGUCCCAUUCUGAAAAAUCGAUUGCCCCGCCAUCAGACGAGGAGAUGGUCGUCUGACGAGCAGGAGCCGGAAGGCAUUCUGGAUCCGCCGGAAUUACAAAGCGACAGCUACCAAGUCCCUUCGUCCGUCGUUGACGAGCUGUAUUACAGUUGAUAACCCUUCUCAUCCGUCAUCAGAGUCUCAUCAUGUAGUACAGAAACGACGACGACGACGCAACUUAUUGCCUUUUUUUUCUACCAGUUGAGAUUGCCGACUGCCAUCGACGACGGCCAAAAGGAGCCCGGCGAAAAUUCCCCCCAAACCCAAACCAAAAAAAGCGAAAAAAACAUGGAUGCAAUUAGCUCUCCUUCUUCUUCUUCUUCCGUCCUUGUAAUUAGCUCGUCCCAUCUCGCCUCUUUCCUGUCCCUCAAAUAAUAGUGUGUUGUACCAUUCAGAUUUAUUACGAGCUCGACGUUGUGUGCAGUGCCACAGUCCUAGUUAUCAGGAUUACCGGUUCCCAAUUGGCGCAUUACCAUCUCGUAAUGAACGGAUUAGAUUGCCUUCCGCUGCAAUGGAGAGAAACGAAACAGUUUCGCCACCAUAUCCACGGCUCGAUUGCCUAGACGACGGCCCAGUUUUUAUUUUUCUUUACUCGUUUCCCGCCGAAUGUUUU